This is a messenger RNA of Didymodactylos carnosus, 888 nucleotides long. NCBI's taxonomy places the organism in Eukaryota, Metazoa, Rotifera, Eurotatoria, Philodinida, Philodinidae. The record is from the annotation of a GenBank genome assembly.
AUGUCAGAUAGUGUAUCAAAUUCUAAUACACUGGUGGAAAAUCACACAAUUCUAGACGACAAAAAACUGUUCAAUGUAUUAUCUUCGAUAAAAACAACAUCCAAUGAUCAUUGUCAAAAGAUUGAAGAUAUAACAUCAUCUGUUUCCACAGAGCACCAUAUUGCUAAUCAAGAGAACACUUUAGACAAGGUUGAUAUUGAUGAGGAGAUAGAAUCAAAUGAUGAACAUGACUUUUUUCGUUCAUUAGAGAAAAGUGUAUCUCAACAUGUUUACUUUGGUGAAACAUCAUCAGAAGACGAAGACGAAAAUAACAAGUACGAUGUGAGUGAUUUAGAUUUAGUCUCUAAUAACGAUUAUUCAAAUACCGAACUUUGUGAUCGUAUACGUUUAUGUCAAACAUUAUUAACAAAAGAUGAAUCGUCUCGUCGAAAACAACCGAUUGUAAUUGAACGAUGUCCGCCGACAACAGUUCGUGUUGAUAGUAGCGAUUUAAUAACACGUUGUAAAGAUUUUAUACCAUUAUUGACAGAUUCAAAUAAAAAAUUAACAGAGAAAGCAAGUGCUGGUGAAAAUGUGACAAUUGAAUUAGAUGAAGAGGAUAAUGGUCCCGCUAUCGAAAUGGAUCUCAUGUUUUGUCCAUUUGGCGACAAGAAUAAUCAUGAUACAGAUACCUCUUCUUCUGCUUCUUCAGCACCACCAUCGGAUCAUGAAACUAAAUCGAUCGAUCUAGCUAAUAUUGUUAAAAAAAAACGGAAAAAAGGAAGAAACAGAAAGAAGAAACAAAAGAAACGGCCAACUAUUAUUGAAAUAGAACAAAAUGAUGAUAACCAUCAAACAUCAACGGCAAACGUGGAGACUGAAUCUAAAAUACCGUCUGUAACAGAUUGA